CCGCUCUCCUUCGGCCGCAUCAGGUGCAGAGCUCGAAAAAGCUCGGGUCCGCACAGUGUUGCUCGCAGCCCUAGUUUUAAUGCUAUUUUCAUUUUGUAUCUUUAUAAAUAAUAUAUUUUUCAAACUGGACUGCUUAUGCUCUGUCUGGACACGUCUCUUAACCUUUUAGAGUACGUCACGUGUCGCAAGCCUUGAUGGGAGAUGUAGUAUUGAGCUAAAAUAUGCUUCGCUAUUCAAUGCGAACGUGCUACGUGGUGUAAACUACAGUACCCAGAAAGCACCUGUUACCAUACAGCGUUGACGUGUAUUUUGCUGCUGGUCUGAGGAAUUCUCCUCCAGCUGUUGAAGCUUCGCGUAAUUUAAAUCGAAUUGACACAACUGAUACCGACAUAUUGUGACGUUUCAGCGGCGCGAGGCUUCGCUACAGUGGGAGACAAUGUCCGGAGAAGUUUCUAUGAUCGGCUCCGUUAUCCUGGCCCUGUUCCUGGCAGGGUACCUGGGCCAGCAGUACCUUCCUCCUCCCAAACCCAGAGUCAUCGGCCUGGACCUGGGCACCACCUUCUGCUCGGUGGGCGUCUUCCACCCGGGCAGCGGGGAGGUGGAGGUGCUGGCUGAUGAAGAGGGGAGGAAGAGCAUCCCUUCCGCCGUCUCCUUCACCACCACUGCGGUGCUGGCCGGACACGAUGCCGUAGACCUGGCCAGCACCAACCCACAGAACACCGUGUACGACGCCAAGAGGUUCAUCGGGAAGUUGUUUGACCCGGAGCUGUUGGAGCAGGAGAGCGCUCGCUACCCUUUUAAGGUGAUCAACAACAAUGGAAGUGCAGAGUUUCUGAUCUCCACCAAUCAAACCUUCACCGUGAGCCCAGAGUUUAUCGGCUCCAGGCUGCUGCUGAAGAUGAGAAAGAUGGCUGAGAAGCAGCUGGGUGUGCCCAUCCAGAAAGCCGUCAUCUCUGUGCCCGCAGAGUUUGAUGAAAGACAGAGGAACUACACCGUCAAGGCCGCCAACCUCGCCGGCUUGGAGGUCCUGCGAGUGAUCAACGAGCCCACGGCUGCUGCCAUGGCUUACGGCCUGCACAAGGUGGACGUCUCUAACGUGCUGGUGGUCGAUCUCGGGGGAGGAACACUGGAUGUGUCUCUGCUUAACAAACAGGGAGGCAUGUUCUUCACCAGAGCCAUGGCAGGAAACAGCAAGCUGGGAGGUCAAGACUUCAGCCAGAGGCUGCUCCAGUACACCACAGAGCGAGUUCGGCAAGAGUUUGGCGUCCCACCCACUCUCAAAGAGGACAUUCACCGUCUCCGACAGUCUGUGGAGGCUGCAAAGCUCAACCUCACCCUCCAGCCUAGUGUCACCAUCUCAGUGCAACUGCUCCUUCAAACCCAUGGCAGCUCGGGGUCUCCCAAAGGUUCCGUUCCUACUCCGGUUCUCUUCCAGGCCGUGAUCCAUCGUGAGCUGUUUGAGGAGCUCAACGAAGACCUUUUCAAGAAGAUCCUGGCUCCUGUUGAGACGGUGUUGGCUGAAGGCCGCCUGGAGAAAGAGGAGGUAGAUGAGAUCGUUCUGGUCGGAGGCUCCACAAGGAUCCCGCGGAUCAGGAGGCUGAUCGCUGAGUACUUUGGGAAGGAGCCCAACACAUCUGUCGACCCUGACCUGGCUGUGGUAACGGGUGUGGCCCUUCAGGCGGGCAUCAUGGGCGGUUCCUGGCCACUGCAAGUCAGCGCUAUCGAAAUCCCCAACAGAAACCUGCGCAAGACAAACUUCACCUAAGCUUCACAAAGAAAAAGGUGAUGAAGCAGACUGGCCACAGAUUCCUUGCUGUGUCAGAAGUCUCUAAUGUGCUUAAUGUAAUUAUUGCUUAUCACACGCAAGACAUUUUGGUUUUCAACUUGUCUCUUGCUUCCUUGUUCGUGAGAGAUUUCGUUAACAGAAGGAAAACAAAUGCAGAUUGUGUUUUGAAACAUGUCGACAUGUCUAUUUGACGUGUAGUGAUUGAUAUCAUCUGCAGAAGUCAACAUUCCUCUCCGCAAUUUCACAGUGACGGCUGCUUUUGUUGUGUGUAACACAGCGAGACCUUGAAAUGUGAAAGAGAUGUUUCUCUGUCGUGUGUCUACUGAUCCGUUCAGCUACACCCGUGAUGCUGAGUUAUGGUAGAUACUUAGAUGCUGUUUGAUUCAGGGAACCACCACUGGUUUAAAGAAUGUAAAGAUGAACCAGUGCAUCAUCAUCAGCUAUUUAUUUAUUUAUUUCAUUAACAGUAUGGCUGUUGUGAGUGUGCGUAUGUAUGAGUGAAGGUGUUUCACAGGCCUUAAAUCCCUUUUCACAUCUUCUCAUUGAAGGCGGAUGUACAGUGUGUUUGUGCCUUUUCAGAAAGCUGCUAUACUCUGAACCCAACAGCCGUGAGUUGGUGGUUCAGACAGAGGCCCUUUUCCAGGUCCCUGAUAUGAUCCCAUGUCCACUGGAAGUCAUGCAAAUACGUAGACAUGUUAUUUAAUACAGAUUCACCGUAAUACUGAUUAGACUGCUCACCUGAUAACUAAUGAACCCUGGUCAUGUGCAGAGACUGCAGCAAACAGUUGAGACUGCUGAAAUCAUUUGCACCAUGAGUAAAUUUACUUUUAGUGCUACACUUUUCAGUACAACACUGUAUUAUGUUCAUAAUGAAGAAAGAUGCUUACGAGAAGAAAAUUGUAAUAUUACAAGAAUAAAGUUGUAAUAUGUGAAUAAUACUUAUGAUGUGGUGCUAUUGAGCAGGAAGAAUUUUCUUAUAUGUGAAACCUUAACUAAGGGUUAACUUGAAAAUAAAACAAUUACUUUAUUUUUGUAACACAGUAUUAUGACUUUGUUCAUGUUAUAUUAUGAUAUAUUUUACCCUGUCUUAUAUCAGGAAUUGCCUGGGCAUUAUGCUCCUCUGUGAUUUGCUUUAUUUAAAGUGAAUUGACUUGCACAACACUGCACGUGAGUGUUUGGAAGCCCAGGUUGUGUGCUGCUGUAGGAAAAGAAGCUAGACUCUCCCACAGAAGGACCAAAGCAUUGCUAACUGCUGCCUCACAUAUUUUAUACUGAGAAACAUGUUACUGUCACAUAUAGGAUGUUUGAUCAGUGCCUGAAAUCUGAUGAAUCUGUUUAUUAUUGUAGCAUGAAGACUGUUCACCUGCAUUGACUCUGGUGGACGUUAAGCUGGUUAUUGAUCCAUCAUGGAGGCUAAAUUCCAUUUCUGUUCCAAAACUAUGUAUCUAAAACUAUUAAGCUGAAACAAUAUGAGUCUGCACAUUUUGCUUUCGAUACUGUAGAGAUACUGUUUCAGUCUCUGGAAAUAAAGACCAACAAAAUAAAGUUAUAUUUGUAUUGCAA
Pleuronectes platessa (European plaice) is the source of this 3349-nucleotide messenger RNA. It is a transcript of the gene hspa13, whose product is annotated as heat shock protein 70 family, member 13. Gene Ontology annotation, molecular function: ATP hydrolysis activity; heat shock protein binding; ATP binding. Gene Ontology annotation, biological process: protein refolding; cellular response to unfolded protein; vesicle-mediated transport. The record is from RefSeq and is a predicted model, not a curated record. Bases 437 to 1765 code for a protein of 442 amino acids. The transcript is spliced from 5 exons. Gene Ontology annotation, cellular component: plasma membrane; cytosol; cytoplasm. Lineage: Eukaryota; Metazoa; Chordata; Actinopteri; Pleuronectiformes; Pleuronectidae.